GUGAGAACAGGUCCUGCUCUUGGGCACCGUCAGCCACCGGCUCCCGACCUAACCGCUCCCAGCACUGCCCGUCUCUGCACAAGCCCCAAUGAGCAAGACUUCCCCUGUCAGACCCACAACACGUGGAGCUGUCUGCAAAUAGAAGUACCUGGAAAGGAAGCAAAGGAGAAGCAGCAACCGCCAGAUCAUAAUUAGACAGGAGCCAGCAGGGAUUGGACCAGCGAGAACACCAGCGCCUACACCACAAGAAAGAACAUGAGUCUUCUCAAAGAGCGAAAACCAAAAAAGCCGCAUUACAUCCCAAGGCCUCCAGGAAAGCCCUUUAAGUAUAAGUGUUUCCAGUGUCCUUUCACUUGCAAUGAAAAGUCACACCUUUUCAACCACAUGAAGUACGGUCUCUGCAAAAACUCCAUCACUUUAGUGUCAGAGCAGGACCGCGUCCCUAAGUGCCCCAAAUCCAACUCUCUGGACCCUAAGCAAACCAAUCAGCCAGAUGCCGCAGCAAAGCCAACCUCCGCCAAGCCUGUCGCAAACGGGCUCCCAAACUUUGAUGCCAAGCUCCAGCAAAGCCUUGCCAAGGACGACGCAAAGGAAAACCUGGAACUGCAGGCACGUGGGCCCCACAGGUGCUCAGGACAGAAGCCUGCUCUCCACGAGGAAGCAGCACCCCUGAGUCCAGCUUCAGAAGCCAGCAGGGGCACCCAGCCCAUUCUGGAGGGCAUUGUGCGGCCCUCGGCAUUUGUCCCGGUGGGAGAGCACAGACUGAAAGGGCCAGAACACGCUGAGGCUCCCAAAGGGCUGGCACUGCCCAACCCCACAGCCAAAGCCCCCUCCUUCCACACCAAGUCUGCAUUCCAUGCUCCCAGCUACCCAUGGAAAGCUGGCUCGCCUUUCCUCCCGCCUGAGUUCCCACACAAAAUCCCUUCUACAAAGGGGUUUAGUGCUAUUUCCCCUUAUGUGCACCCUGCGAUCCCAGAGUACUCGCCGCACUUUUACACAGAGCAUGGACUGGCCGCUCUCUACUCACCCUACCUGCUUUCUGGGAACUCACCCGAGUGUGAUGCCCCCCUGCUGUCCGUCUACGGGGCCCAAGACCACAGGCACUUGCUGCCCCCCCCGGGGCCAGUCCCGAAGCACCUGAACCCCCCCUCAGCAUAUGACCAUUACAGGUUCUUUCCGCAGUACCAUUCCAACCUGCCAAUCCCUUACGGGUUUUACAGACCAGAGUGUGCGUUCUCCUCCUACGGUCUCAGACUCCCACCCGUCUCGGGUAUUUCCAGAGAUCAAAGCUCCCACCUACUGGAAGAAGCUGCCCUGCUCUACCCGGCCUUGAGUCCGUCCAAGUCAAGUCCUUCCAGCACCCACAAAAAACACACCGAGUUUGAGAAGGAGAGCCCAACUCCCGAUGCUAAAGAUUCCUCCAAAGAUGAGCAGAGGGACACAGAGGGAACCAAAAUGAGCCCUCGAGCAGGCAGCGCAGCCACAGGCUCCCCAGGAAGGCCGAGUCCCACCAACUUCACACAGACAAGUCAGCCAUGUGCCGGGCUGUGCGGCCUCUCAGACAAGCCAGCCUCCAUCUCCCUGGGAAGGCUCCAUCAGCCCGAACACAGCCCGACAGCCUUCAAGCCUGUCAAGAAAAGCACCGAGUGCCCACAUUCCCAAGCUCUGGAAAACAGAGACGAGUCUCCAAAAAGUCUUGACGCCAUGAACGGAGAUGCUCCAGCUGAGACAGGAAGUGCCUCUCAUGGCACAGAGGCCACCCCUUCCAGCCCAGAGGAUGGCUCCAGGACAGCUCCGCUGAACCUCUCCAAGAAACCUGAGGUUAAACCAGCCACGCACAGCCCUGUGUACAAGGACUUUGCAGAGCUGCAGGACAUGCCUCUUAAUCUCUCGGUGAAAGACCCCUGCAAUGCCCUGACUCCGAGACCCUCCUUCCACAACCCACUGCAAGAGGCAGGACCUGCCACCACAGCUGCUCAGAACACUGAGAUGGAAAGUUCCGAAGAUGGGCCAGACCACACUCAGACAAACCAAAAUGGCCUUGACACUGGUGAGGUGCCAUCAACAACCCAUACCGUGAAGGCCCGGGACAUGAGAGCGGUGGACAGCAGCGAUGAGCAAAAGCAGACGGCGGCUGUGGCCCUCUGCCAACUGGCAGCCUACAGCCCGGGGAACGUCCGGGUGGGCGAUGGGGAACCCAUGGCCCCGGAGUCCACCUGCCAACAUGAUGCACCCACUCUCAGUGCCACGGAAAGCCAGGAGGCUCAAUGUGACCUCAGACCCAGAGGGCAAAAGAGGACAAGUCCAAGGGAUGCAGGGAAGUCCCAGCAAGGAACUAAGAAGACAAAGCAGAGUGACACAGCCAGAGUGUUCACUCUUCGGAAAAGAACACGGGUGUCCUAGUGCCCGGCUCUCGCAGGCUGCAGACACACCUUCCAAAGUAGGUUCAGCAAAUCUUCACUGGCACCUUCGCUUUUUCAAUGUAGUUUCUUUUUCUUCUCAAAAAAAAAAAAAGAAAGAAAGAAAAAGAAGCUGCAAUUUCAGUUCAGUUUCUGUAAAUAUCAAACAUGAAUAUUCAAAGGUGCUUCUACUUUUGGUUGUAAAAAUAUUUAAAUGACUCAUACUCUUAAAACUGAGGGGUUAAACACUGCCUUUUGUUUUUGUAAAAUGUCACACUGAAUACAUAGACUAAAAGACACCUUUUAGGUGUAUGCCAUCUUAUAGGAAAGCUUUUAAAAAUACUUUUCUUAUAAAUACCUUAGCACUAAAACAAACUGCUUUAACUGUUUUGCUAUCAAAUCUACUGUGUGUUUUCAAGUAAAUAACAAUUACUGAAAAAAAAUGCCAGGAGAAAACAUUUCCAGCACUGUCAUUAAAGUGCCCUAUGUAAAAACGAUGUGAUUUGUUACAAGUGAGUAACACACAACAUCAAGAGGCUAUUUAUGAUUUAUCUCCAGUAGGGAAAACACAUUGCUGGUGCAGCGGUAGCUAGUGUCUUCCACUUCCUCAUGAGGCUACGGUGAACUUCCUGACUCAUUCAGCCGCACUUUCCACUUUCU
Leptonychotes weddellii (Weddell seal) is the source of this 3059-nucleotide messenger RNA. RefSeq names its product zinc finger protein 750 (gene ZNF750). Gene Ontology annotation, molecular function: DNA-binding transcription activator activity, RNA polymerase II-specific; promoter-specific chromatin binding; RNA polymerase II cis-regulatory region sequence-specific DNA binding. Lineage: Eukaryota; Metazoa; Chordata; Mammalia; Carnivora; Phocidae. The record is from RefSeq and is a predicted model, not a curated record. Gene Ontology annotation, cellular component: nucleus. Gene Ontology annotation, biological process: epidermis development; positive regulation of transcription by RNA polymerase II.